Molecule: messenger RNA, 816 nt
Organism: Labeo rohita (rohu)
Lineage: Eukaryota; Metazoa; Chordata; Actinopteri; Cypriniformes; Cyprinidae
Gene: nkx6-3
Product: NK6 homeobox 3
Exons: 3
Coding region: 1-816 (271 amino acids)
Biological process (GO): regulation of transcription by RNA polymerase II; cell differentiation
Cellular component (GO): nucleus
Molecular function (GO): RNA polymerase II cis-regulatory region sequence-specific DNA binding; DNA-binding transcription factor activity, RNA polymerase II-specific
Source: RefSeq, a predicted model, not a curated record
AUGGAGUCCAAUAUUUCAGGGUCCUUCCUCUUCAACAACAGCUUGAACCAAUUCCCUUCAGACCUCAAGGCCCCGGUGUGCCAGUACUCCAUUCCCAACUCUUUCUACAAGCUUGGUCCCGCCAACAUCAACUCUCAGCUCCAGGCUGGCACUCCGCAUGGCAUCAGCGACAUCCUGAGUCGAUCCAUGGUGGGCGGCCCGGGAACCCCUGCGCUGCUGUCCGGGUACCCCUCCAUGGGUGGCUUUGGGACAGCCGUGCCCAGUCCGGGGGUGUAUUAUAACCGGGAUUACGCUCCAUCAGGACUGAGCAGCUUCCCUAAACCCGGUGUCGAAUGUUCAGGUAUGAAGGGUAAAAGCAGCUGCUGGGUGGAUGGAGGGUACGAGUGGAGAGGAGCCAGACAGCAGUGUCCCAACAAUGGCGGGCAUCACACUGAAACUGUGGGGAAAAAAAAGCACACAAGACCCACGUUCAGUGGGCACCAGAUCUUCGCUCUGGAGAAAACCUUCGAGCAGACCAAGUACCUGGCAGGACCAGAAAGAGCCAGACUAGCGUAUUCACUAGGCAUGACUGAGUCACAAGUUAAAGUAUGGUUCCAGAACCGGCGCACAAAAUGGCGGAAGAAGAGCGCGACGGAGCCCAGCUCCACACAGGCCUCGCGGGGGGAGAGCGGAGGUGACGGAUCAGAAAACGAGGUGGAGGACGAGGAGUACAACAAACCGCUGGAUCCCGACACGGACGACGAGAAGAUCCGACAGCUGCUGCGCAAACACCGCAGAGCUUUCUCAGUACUGCGCCUGGGACCGCAUCACAUCUGA